AUGGGGAGUGGAUGUGGAGUGGCACCGUUUGAUGCUGUCAAAGACAACUUGCUGCUUGCUGGCUGGGAUAUGAACCAAGGGCCUGUUCGAGCUUGCUUCCUGGCUGGCCUAGCUGGGUGGAGAGGAGAGCUAGCGGUGGAGAAGGAAGCAGAACGCUCUGAAUAUGCAAUCUUAAGCUUUGGGCUUUCUCUUGUGGAGAAAAUAGAAUAUCUGGAGACUCUAAUGGAUUUGCCUAUUACUAAAAUAGGCCAUUUCAGCAAGUUUCUCUAUAGGCAUAUAAAUGAAGUUGAUGCUAUUAAUCCAUUCAAGCCAGGUGCCAAUGUCAGAACUGGGCUCAUAUACUCCGCUUGGUUACUCUACUUGGGUUAUAUCAUUAAAAUGCCAAAUAAUCAAAUACCAAAAGAAGACGUUUCCUUUACAAUAGGAAGUGCUAUUUCUUUAAAUGAUUCUAGUGGUAAUGGAGUUCCUAACAUGGAUGUAUAUAAUAAGAUUAAUCAAUUAAUAAUCAAAAAAGCGGAGGAUUACGAUCAAGAAUUGCUAUCGGGUAUAUUCAUUCGAUUGUAUAUGGUAGGUAUGCAGGAAAAAUUGUUAUCUAUUAGCGAGUCUGAAAUAGAUGCCCAACCUUGGAAAUUAAUUCAUUCCAACACAGUUGGUGGUGAACCACAAGAGGUGAAAGAUAUGGAUAGGAAGAAGCGUAAGUAUACCAAUCAUAUCCCUGCACUCAAACCUAGUGAUAAGAAGAGGCUUCCUUUCAUUGUAGCUGAUAUGGAGACAACUCUAAAAGAAAAUGUUCAUGUUCCUUACGCAGCUGGUUUCUUAGUGGUUAAGCUGGGUGACGAUGUUGGUGCCAAGCCUAAUUAUUCAAUUGAAACAUAUUUCAGUGAAGAUUACGAACCAGUAAUACCUGAUUUUAAAGAAAGGAGUAAUAAAAUGUUGUUAGACUUUCUAGAGCGUUUAGCAGUGGUUACUGGUGAAACUAAGAUUCGAACAGUUUACUUCCAUAACGUAUCACGAUUCAAUGGUAUUCUAUUACUGAAAUAUUAUACUUCUCAUUGUGGGGAUAAGUACAAAAUCAAACCUCUUAUAAGGAACUAUAUGCUUUACGAGAUAGCAGUGUAUCUGGGAAAGAAAAGGGUGUUCUGUCUAAGGGAUUCAUACACUCUGCUCCCUAGUAGUCUUGAAACAUUGAGUAAGACUUUAUGUCCUCAAUUAGGUUCAAAAGGCUCCAUCCAACAUGGCGAAGUGAAUGAGUUUAAUCUGAUGAAGCUUAAAGCAGAAUUGUUGGAUUAUAUGCAACAGGAUAUUCGUCUGUUAGGUGGUGUUAUGCUGAAGGCUCAAGAUAUUUAUUGGACUCAGUACAAAGUUGAUAUAGAGAAUUGCAUGACAUUGUUAACGCUAGCUAUGACUAUUUAUCGUACGAGCUAUUACAAUGAAAAUAGUUGGCCUAUCCAUAUACCAAGUAUGAACAAAGAUACAUUCAUUUGGCGUGGAUACUAUGGAGGCCAUAUUGAUGUAUAUAAUCCAUAUGGUGAAAAUUUAUACUACUAUGAUGUGAAUCAUUAUAUCCAUACAUAA
Molecule: messenger RNA, 1575 nt
Organism: Camellia sinensis
Lineage: Eukaryota; Viridiplantae; Streptophyta; Magnoliopsida; Ericales; Theaceae
Source: RefSeq, a predicted model, not a curated record